Molecule: messenger RNA, 4967 nt
Organism: Manihot esculenta (cassava)
Lineage: Eukaryota; Viridiplantae; Streptophyta; Magnoliopsida; Malpighiales; Euphorbiaceae
Product: ABC transporter B family member 1
Exons: 11
Coding region: 272-4333 (1353 amino acids)
Biological process (GO): transmembrane transport
Cellular component (GO): membrane
Molecular function (GO): ATP binding; ATP hydrolysis activity; ABC-type transporter activity
Source: RefSeq, a predicted model, not a curated record
GAACAAGGAAAAGUAAUUAUUUUGACUAGAUUCUGCUUGUUUAUAGAGUAAAAACUUGGGAAGAAAAAGGUGAAAAAGGAAAAGAAAAACAAAAGAAGGGGUUAAAAAGAGAGAAAAUCGGAGGAAAAGCAAAGAAAAUGAGCUCAAAAGCCAGAUAGACAGGGAGAAGUGAGAUAAUAAAGAAGAGAGAAGAAGGGUGGUGGUGGUGGAUUUGUUGUUUCGAUAAAAAGAUAAAAAAUUAAGCUUAAGCUAAAGUUAGAGAAUUUUGCAAAUGUCACAAGAGUCUGAAGAGAUAAAGACGAUUGAGCAGUGGAAAUGGUCCGAAAUGCAAGGCCUUGAACUCGUGUCUCCUGCUCCUCCUCCUUGUUCUGACCCCUUUAAAACCAACUCUUCUUCCUCCCCUCCUUCAACUUCAACUCUAACAAUUGACUCACAACAAUUACAAAUGGAUAACAUUAACACUACUCCAAAGAAAGAUGGUGGUGGUAGUGUUAGUAAUAGUGGUGGCGGUGGUGGUGGAGAGAAGCCAGGGGACGUUGCUACUGUUGGGUUCGUGGAGCUGUUCAGAUUCGCUGAUGGGUUGGAUUAUGUGUUGAUGGCUAUUGGGUCUGUUGGUGCAUUAGUUCAUGGCUCUUCAUUGCCUCUCUUUCUUCGCUUCUUCGCUGAUCUUGUUAACUCUUUUGGGUCUAAUGCCAAUGACAUGGAUAAGAUGAUGCAAGAAGUUCUCAAGUAUGCAUUUUAUUUUCUCAUUGUUGGUGCUGCAAUCUGGGCGUCUUCCUGGGCAGAGAUAUCAUGUUGGAUGUGGACUGGAGAGAGGCAAUCAACCAGGAUGAGGAUCAAGUACUUAGAAGCAGCUCUGAACCAGGACAUUCAAUAUUUUGACACAGAAGUUCGCACCUCCGACGUGGUUUUCGCCAUUAACACUGAUGCAGUGAUGGUGCAAGAUGCCAUUAGUGAGAAGUUGGGCAAUUUCCUUCACUAUAUGGCAACUUUUGUGUCUGGAUUUGUGGUGGGCUUCACUGCUGUGUGGCAAUUAGCUCUAGUCACUCUAGCAGUUGUUCCUCUUAUUGCUGUGAUUGCAGCAAUCCACACAAACACACUAGCUAAGCUAUCUGGGAAAAGCCAAGAAGCUUUAUCACAAGCAGGAAACAUUGUAGAACAGACGAUAGUUCAAAUUCGGGUUGUUUUGGCAUUUGUUGGGGAGUCAAGAGCAUUACAAGGCUAUUCGUCAGCAUUGAAAGUGGCUCAAAGAAUCGGUUACAAGAGUGGAUUUGCCAAGGGAAUGGGAUUAGGUGCAACUUAUUUUGUUGUUUUUUGCUGCUAUGCUCUGCUUCUCUGGUAUGGAGGUUAUCUUGUUAGACAUCACUACACCAAUGGAGGACUCGCAAUAUCCACCAUGUUCGCUGUCAUGCUUGGAGGAUUGGCUUUAGGCCAAUCUGCCCCUAGCAUGGGUGCAUUUGCUAAAGCAAAAGUUGCUGCUACGAAAAUUUUUCGAAUGAUUGAUCAUAAGCCAGCUGUUGAUAGAAACAGUGAAUCUGGGUUAGAAUUAGACGCAGUUACAGGGCUCGUUGAGCUCAAAAAUGUAGAUUUCUCCUACCCAUCUAGGCCAGAAGUGAGAAUCCUCAACAAUUUUACCCUGAAUGUUCCGGCCGGCAAGACCAUAGCUUUGGUUGGCAGCAGUGGAUCUGGUAAAAGCACUGUGGUCUCCCUCAUUGAGAGAUUCUAUGAUCCCAACUCAGGGCAAGUUCUGGUAGAUGGGCAUGAUAUAAAGACAUUAAAGCUGAGAUGGCUGAGACAACAAAUAGGGCUUGUGAGCCAAGAGCCUGCCCUGUUUGCCACCUCCAUUAAAGAAAAUAUACUGUUGGGUAGACCUGAUGCAGAUCAAAUUGAGAUUGAAGAAGCUGCCAGAGUUGCCAAUGCUCAUUCAUUUAUUGUCAAGCUCCCUGAAGGAUUUGACACUCAGGUAGGUGAGAGAGGACUGCAGUUGUCUGGAGGGCAAAAGCAGAGAAUAGCUAUAGCAAGAGCAAUGCUGAAAAAUCCUGCUAUUCUGCUUUUAGAUGAGGCAACAAGUGCACUGGACUCUGAGUCGGAAAAACUGGUGCAGGAAGCUCUUGACAGAUUCAUGAUUGGGAGGACAACACUUGUAAUUGCCCACAGGCUCUCAACUAUCCGAAAGGCGGAUCUUGUAGCAGUACUCCAGCAGGGUAGUGUCACCGAAAUUGGAACACAUGACGAGCUCAUUGCCAAAGGAGAGAAUGGUGUUUAUGCCAAGCUUAUCAGAAUGCAGGAAGCAGCUCAUGAAACAGCUAUGAACAAUGCAAGGAAGAGCAGUGCAAGGCCUUCAAGUGCCAGAAACUCUGUGAGCUCACCAAUUAUUGCACGUAAUUCAUCUUAUGGACGAUCACCGUACUCGCGCAGGCUAUCAGACUUCUCUACCUCAGAUUUUAGUCUCUCCCUUGAUGCUGCAUACCCUAAUUACCGACUUGAAAAGCUUCCUUUUAAAGAGCAAGCUAGUUCAUUCUGGCGACUUGCGAAGAUGAACUCUCCUGAAUGGGUUUAUGCGCUAGUUGGUUCUAUAGGCUCCGUUGUUUGUGGCUCACUGAGUGCCUUCUUUGCCUAUGUCCUCAGUGCUGUUCUCAGUGUUUACUAUAAUCCAAACCAUGCUUAUAUGAGCAGAGAAAUUGGAAAGUAUUGCUAUUUGUUAAUUGGACUUUCAUCAGCUGCACUAAUUUUCAACACAUUGCAGCAUUUCUUCUGGGACAUUGUAGGAGAGAAUCUUACAAAACGAGUGAGGGAGAAAAUGCUGGCAGCAGUGCUAAAAAAUGAAACGGCGUGGUUCGAUCAGGAGGAAAAUGAGAGUGCUAGGAUUGCAGCGAGAUUAGCUCUCGAUGCAAAUAAUGUCCGAUCAGCCAUUGGAGAUAGGAUUUCAGUGAUUGUACAGAAUACAGCACUGAUGCUAGUCGCUUGCACUGCCGGGUUUGUUUUGCAGUGGCGCCUCGCCCUUGUCCUUAUAGCCGUCUUCCCCUUGGUCGUUGCGGCCACUGUCCUACAGAAAAUGUUCAUGACUGGUUUCUCUGGAGAUCUAGAAGCUGCACAUGCCAAAGCCACACAACUAGCAGGAGAGGCCAUAGCCAAUGUAAGGACAGUUGCUGCUUUCAAUUCAGAAUCACAGAUAGUCGGACUUUUCACCACCAACCUUCAGAUUCCUCUCCGACGCUGCUUUUGGAAGGGGCAGAUAGCUGGAAGUGGAUUUGGAGUAGCCCAGUUUUUGCUCUAUGCUUCCUACGCUCUUGGUCUUUGGUAUGCUUCUUGGCUGGUGAAGCAUGGAAUCUCCGAUUUCUCAAAGACAAUCAGAGUUUUCAUGGUCCUUAUGGUUUCUGCCAAUGGAGCAGCAGAAACAUUAACCUUAGCUCCUGACUUUAUCAAGGGUGGUCGAGCCAUGCGCUCAGUUUUUGAACUACUUGACCGCAAAACAGAAAUCGAACCUGAUGAACCAGAUGCCACUGCAGCUCCUGAUCGUCUUCGUGGAGAAGUUGAACUAAAACACAUAGACUUUUCUUAUCCGACUCGCCCUGACGUCCCAAUUUUCCGCGAUCUGAAUCUUCGUGCAAGAGCUGGAAAAACUCUAGCCCUUGUAGGUCCAAGUGGAUGUGGCAAGAGCUCAGUCAUUGCACUGGUACAGAGAUUCUACGAGCCGUCAUCUGGAAGGGUUAUAAUUGAUGGGAAGGACAUAAGAAAAUACAACCUCAAGUCCCUGAGAAAGCACAUUGCUAUGGUUCCUCAGGAACCAUGCCUCUUUGCUGCUACCAUUUAUGAAAACAUUGCAUAUGGGCACGAAUCAGCAACCGAGGCUGAAAUCAUUGAAGCUGCUACUUUAGCCAAUGCCCAUAAAUUUAUAUCAGGAUUGCCAGAUGGGUAUAAAACAUUUGUAGGGGAGAGGGGAGUCCAGUUAUCUGGAGGACAAAAACAAAGAAUUGCCAUAGCUCGAGCUCUAGUAAGAAAGGCAGAACUCAUGCUACUUGAUGAGGCAACAAGUGCAUUGGAUGCUGAGUCUGAGAGAUCAGUCCAGGAGGCUCUUGAUCGUGCUUGUUCAGGAAAGACCACCAUUGUAGUUGCACACAGACUAUCAACUAUAAGAAAUGCACAUGUCAUUGCUGUGAUCGAUGAUGGAAAAGUAGCAGAGCAAGGAUCUCACUCUCAUCUGCUGAAAAAUUAUCCGGAUGGGUGUUACGCUCGGAUGAUACAGCUGCAAAGGUUCACACAUAACCAAGUCAUUGGAAUGACUUCAGGUUCAAGUUCUAGAUCGAAAGACAACGGCGAGAGGGAAGCUUGAUGAGAUCAACAGAAAGCACCAGCAGUAAGAGGAGAAACGAUUAUGACAAAUACUUCCACGAGUGAAAUACAGCGACUGUUUUUACCAAAAGAAGGGAGUUGGUUCCUAGAGGCAUCCCUCUUGUAUCAGUUUUGUCUCUUCCAUUUUGAUGGAAGACUGGAAUGGGAAGAAAGAUAUUCAAUGACAGAAAAUAAUUGAGAAAGAAAGGUGGCAACACUCAAAGACAGACCAGACCACAAACUUUGAUUUGAAUUAGAUAUGUACUAUAAACAAAUAUGUAUAAAAAUCUUCAUUAUGUAUUAAAUUUUAAAAAAGGAGGAAAAUAGGAAGGAGAAGGGACACAAAGGAAAUCAAUAAGAUCUAUGUAUUUUGAGGCAAUAGGUGGUGAAGGACAAGCGUGAAAGAAAAGUUUAGGACAUGGGUUGUUUAGCACUUGCAAAAUGACGGGAAGAGAUGAUGGUGUCUAAUAUUGAUAAUGGCCUCAUGGGAUGUUAUGUGUCUAUGAGUAUGUGGGCCAUACCUAAUCUCUUUGUUAAAGAAAUGUAAGGAUGUUAGUGGCCACAGACAGAGGUUUGAUUGUGUCUUGGCCUUGUUUUGUUUCCAAGUGCUCAAAGCUUCUUCUUUCUUUCUUUUC